AUGAAUUUGGAUGGGGAGGUUAAGAAGAAUGAGGCAAUUAGGGAAUUGCGUCUUGGGUUAAGGAUGCGCGAUUGGGGCGCUGUGCUGCGCACAGUGAGGGGCCUCCCACCAUGUGCAGAGCUGUGGCUGGCCAAGACGAACAAGUGGGCUGACACUGUACUGCACGCAGCUAUCAUUUAUGGGACGCCACCCCGCGCCGUCCAUGAGCUGUUCGAAGCAAUGCACGGAGGUGAAGAAGACGUCCUGCAGAUUGUGUCAGCCAGGAAUCAGUGGGGCAACACUCCUCUUCACUGCGCCGGCGAUAGGGGCUCUUCCCUCUUGUGUCGCCGCAUCCUUGAUGCCCUUUCCGCCGCGCAACACAGAACCCGCGCCCUUCUGGUGCGUAACAACGAGGGAGAGACGCCUUUGUUCUUGGCUGCUGUUCAUGGUCACCUAGCGGCCUUCCUCCUUCUCCAUGGCCAUGCAGAACCUGAGCAUGCCACAGCUCCUUACGUGAAGCCCAACGAGUAA
This is a messenger RNA of Neltuma alba, 510 nucleotides long. Its product is annotated as NF-kappa-B inhibitor alpha-like. Lineage: Eukaryota; Viridiplantae; Streptophyta; Magnoliopsida; Fabales; Fabaceae. The transcript has 2 exons. The coding region runs from base 1 to 510 and encodes 169 amino acids. The record is from RefSeq and is a predicted model, not a curated record. Gene Ontology annotation, molecular function: protein binding.